This is a messenger RNA of Chironomus riparius, 3445 nucleotides long. Lineage: Eukaryota; Metazoa; Arthropoda; Insecta; Diptera; Chironomidae. The record is from the annotation of a GenBank genome assembly.
AUAAAAGUGACAUUCUGUAAAAUUUUACUAAUUAAAAACAUAAAAAUUAAGUGGAUUCUCGUCGAUAUUUCUUAAUUAAAGCUGUUCCAUCUUGUUAAGGAACAGUCAAAAUAUCGGGGAAAAGUGGAGAACAAUUGAAAUUAGAAGGUUUAAAAGCAAAUCAAGAUGCAAGAUAAAGCACUAAAAAAUUCUAUGUCUUCAAACAUAAGCGUUUGGCUUUCAAAUAAACUUUCAGGAAAUGAUUUAUGGAUAAAUGGUGGAUCAAUUUGUUCACAAUUAAAUAAGGAAGCUUUAAGGAAUAUCAAGGAAAUAUUUACUGAUCUUCAGACACAAGUGAAACUUAAGCUACUAUUAAGCUUUUUUCAUAUUCCAAGAAGAUUUAUUGAUGAGUGGAAGGCUGAAUUGGAUGAGAUUCUUGAGGUAGCAGCACAAGAUCAAGAAUUAUGGGUGUCAAUGCUUUCAGAAUCAAUGAAAACUUAUCCCGCGACUGGAUCUUUAAAUACAGAAAUAAGUGACUAUGAGAAAAUUUUUACUGAUAUGGUUUCGGAAUUGAAACGUUUAGUGAAUAAAACAAAUGAUCUUCGAAUGCUUCCUUUAGAGUGUCAAUAUUUAAAUAAGCCUGCAUUAACGGCAUUAGUUGGUAAUCAGCCGACACAGAUGCGUCAUUUUGUUCUUAAACGUAAACCAAAAAGUACGAUAUUGAGGACUGAAUUGAUGCAAAAAUCAGCAGAUGCUCAAUCGAGUCUUAAAAAGACAUCUGCACCCACUGUGCCUUUACGAUCUCGUGGAUUGCCGAGAAAAAUGACCGAUACAACUCCUCUUAAAGGAAUUCCUUCACGCGUACCUUCAGGUGGAUUUAAAACACCAAUAUCUGCUCAAUCGAAAAAUGCAACUGGCAUUAAUAGAACAACACCGGCCGGACGAAAAGAUGGUGGUGUUAAAUUCCUUGAAAUUGAAGAUCAACCUUUAGGCUAUGCAGCUGCAAAGAAACGUAAGCGUCAACAAGAAUUAGAAGAGCAACAAAAACGUGCAGCUGAGACGGAGCAAACUGUAAAAACUGGAGAAGGAAUUACAAAUCAAGUAUCAGUACAAACUCCUAUAACUACGCCUGAUUAUGCUGCUGGAUUGGCUCCCGUUGUGGCAUAUACGCAACCAGCAACUCCAUUGCCUUUAUCGACCGAUUCUCCACUGGUCAGUACACCACUAUUUACGAAUACGACACAAUCAAUUACUAGCACGUCUUCUACAUUAAUUGAUACGUCGCCAACGUUAGUGACAACAUCGAGAGAAUUAAAGAAAGAGAACUCAAUGAUCUCACCAAAACGUAUGAAAUUCGAAGAUGAUAUUGAAGAGGUAAAAGCCAUAUCGCCAAUUAAACAAGAACUUCCAGUCAAAUCAGUCGUUAUGACAUCGACAAAAGACAGCACAAUUAAAGGAGAAACGAAGAUUGUUAAAGUUACUCGAACUCUACCGACGCUUAUAUCAAAUACAAAUAUUCAGCCACAACAGCAUCAACAGAAAUCAAUUGUUUUAACGCCGACGACGACUUCAGUUAAUUCAUCGUAUGUGACAAUUAAAGCCGUUUCUGCACCAAAUAGUCAGCCAUCACCUUUAUCACAUCUUAAUAUUCCAAGUAAUACAAUUGUACGGACGGUUCAAUAUGUGACAACGCAGGCACAACAAAAUGCACAUAAUAAUGCAAUAACAACAAAAUCGCCUAUGACUAUACAAAAGCCAACGCUUAUUGCAAAAACGAAUGCUUCUGGCAAGCCAACUAUUUUAUCGAAUAUUGUUUUAACACCAAAUACAAUUCGAACUGCCGUUCCUAAUCAGCAACAGCCAACAUCGAGCACUGGAACAUAUGUAAUAUCACCAAAUAAUAAGAUUGUUCAACGUGUCAUGGUUACAUCUGGUCAAAAUCUUAAUAUUCCAACAUUAACGACUCGUACUGCUCAGCCAACAAUCAUUCAACCAAUGCAGCAAGGCACGCCAACGAAAAUUGUUCAAAUUAAAACGACUCCAACAAUUUUGGGUAUGGCACAGAAUCAGAAUUCAACAGUGCAAAACAUUCCACCGCUUAUUUCGACUCAACAGCCGACACUAUUGAAUAUUCAAAACAUACAAAAUCCAGCUAGAAAAACUGUUACAUUGACUGCACCGCAACAAAAUCAGCAAGGUACACAAGGACAAAAACUUAAUCAAAUUAUAAUGCCCGGCGGUGUUGUUAAAGGCAAAACAAUUAUUGUAUCAAAUCAGAAUCAAAACUUGAACCUAGGAUCGAGAAAUGUCAUUCUUCAGAAUGUCGGAGGAGCUGGUGGUCAGACCAUUUAUCAGCAAAUUCCUAUUUCAUCAGCUUUAGUGCCACAAAACAAUAUGCAACAAAAUGUUCCACAAUUGGUGCUUUCGACAAAUGCUCAACAGAAUCAACAAACUCAUCAACAGACAAUGCCACGCUUAAUUACGAAUAUCGCUACGUUGCAACCUCAGCAACAAACGACAAAUCAUGUACAAAUUAGACCAGUUUUAACGGCUAUGCCACAAGGUGGACAAUUGACUCUAAUUCAGCGUCCUGGACAGCAAGCACAGUUAGUUCAAGCUUCUCAAAUCGUUCAGCCACAAAAUAUCCAGAAGACUAUAAUAACUCGUCCUCAAGUUGUACAAGUACAGCAGCAAACCGCGACACAAACUCAACAAGUGACUUCACAGGCAACUACAGGAACGACAAUUAAAGUCAGUGCUGCUGGUGCGAACGCAACUGGCCAAAGAAGAGGUCUCUCGCUUUCUUCAAAACAUGUCGCAGUGGCUAGUGAAAUGUUUAAGAAGGCAAAUCGUGUCACUAGGUUAGAUAAAGCUUUAAUUCUUGGUUUCAUGGCUGGCUAUCGAGAUAAUCCUCGACCGAAUGCAGAGAAUGUCAUAACGAUUAAGCUGAACGAAAGCAAGGAACAAGUCAAGCAGCCAGAUAAUACAGUCGUUCCAAUGCUAGUCGAUACAUUCAUUCGAUUGGAUUAUAAUAGUGGAGAUUGGAAGACGUUCCGUACGUUCCGAAAAAUUACCCAACAACAGGCAGAAGCAGCAUCGGCAACACAACAACAGCAGUCGCAAAGCUCCGUAGUUAUAUGAAAAAUGGUUAAAAAAUCAUAACCAUGAUAAUCUCUCCGUUUACAAGUUGAUCAUAAAAUAUCUGAUAAGUAUGUUAAUUUUUCUUGGAUAGGUUCUGACAUUUACUUCUUCAAUCAGACACCUUUAAUCCUUAUUAUCGACUUUCAUUUCGUCUUUUUUAUUAAGAAUCAUACUUAUUGUAAGGAAAAAUAAAGAAUAUUAUUAUGUCACGGUAUGUUUUAUGAGGCACACAAAAUACCUUUUCUUUCUGUGUGCAAUUUAUAUCCUUAUAAUAUGUCUAAUCUUGAAUCCAUACAUUUAUAGUUAAUAAAAGUAAUGAAGCAUA